Calypte anna (Anna's hummingbird) is the source of this 4187-nucleotide messenger RNA. RefSeq names its product actinin alpha 2 (gene ACTN2). The record is from RefSeq and is a predicted model, not a curated record. Gene Ontology annotation, biological process: muscle cell development; actin cytoskeleton organization. The coding region runs from base 311 to 3004 and encodes 897 amino acids. The transcript has 21 exons. Gene Ontology annotation, cellular component: cell junction; cortical actin cytoskeleton; plasma membrane. Lineage: Eukaryota; Metazoa; Chordata; Aves; Apodiformes; Trochilidae. Gene Ontology annotation, molecular function: calcium ion binding; actin filament binding.
UGCCGGGAGCAGCGCUGGGCUUCUCCGGAGGGUCAGCCGCAGGGACCGACAGCAGCAGCAGCAGCAGAGAGAGAGAGAGGGAGGGAAGGUCACCAAGGUCAGCACAUACCUGACAGCUGCAGCCUCUGCUCUCAGCAAGACUCAUCAAUAUUCACUUCCUGUCACUUUGGAAAAAAGACCAAAAUUAAAAAAAGACAAAAAAAAAAAAAAGACACUGUAACCCAUCAGCAAGAACACUAAGCAUUAAAUACAUCUCUAUAUAUUUAAACGUAGUAGAAGCUACAGCAGCUGAAGCUGAUCCCCUGCUAACAUGAGUAGCAUGAACCAGAUAGAAACAAACAUGCAGUACACCUACAACUAUGAAGAAGAUGAGUACAUGACCCAAGAAGAAGAAUGGGACAGGGACCUGCUCCUGGAUCCAGCAUGGGAGAAACAGCAAAGGAAGACGUUUACAGCCUGGUGCAAUUCCCACCUCAGGAAGGCAGGCACACAGAUUGAGAACAUUGAGGAGGACUUCAGGAAUGGCCUCAAACUGAUGCUCCUAUUGGAAGUUAUCUCAGGGGAAAGACUACCCAAACCAGACAGAGGGAAGAUGCGCUUCCAUAAAAUUGCCAAUGUCAACAAAGCUCUGGAUUACAUCGCCAGCAAAGGAGUGAAACUUGUGUCCAUUGGUGCAGAAGAAAUUGUUGAUGGCAAUGUGAAAAUGACACUGGGUAUGAUCUGGACUAUCAUCCUUCGCUUUGCUAUUCAGGACAUUUCAGUGGAAGAGACCUCUGCCAAAGAAGGGCUGCUGCUGUGGUGUCAAAGAAAAACUGCUCCUUACAGAAACGUGAACAUUCAGAACUUCCAUCUUAGCUGGAAAGAUGGCCUUGGAUUAUGUGCACUUAUCCACAGACACCGACCUGAUCUUAUUGACUACUCCAAGCUAAAUAAGGAUGACCCUAUAGGAAAUAUCAACCUUGCCAUGGAAAUUGCUGAAAAGCAUUUGGAUAUCCCUAAGAUGUUGGAUGCAGAAGAUAUUGUGAACACUCCCAAACCCGAUGAGAGAGCUAUCAUGACAUACGUGUCCUGCUUCUACCAUGCUUUUGCUGGAGCAGAGCAGGCUGAGACUGCAGCUAACCGGAUCUGUAAAGUGCUUGCUGUGAAUCAGGAAAAUGAGAGGUUGAUGGAAGAGUAUGAGAGACUAGCAAGUGAGCUUCUAGAAUGGAUUCGCCGGACAAUUCCAUGGCUGGAAAACAGGACCCCAGAAAAAACAAUGCAGGCAAUGCAGAAGAAAUUAGAGGAUUUCCGGGACUACCGCCGGAAACACAAACCUCCCAAAGUCCAAGAGAAAUGUCAACUGGAGAUCAACUUCAACACCCUGCAGACAAAACUGAGGAUCAGCAAUCGUCCAGCUUUCAUGCCAUCAGAGGGAAAAAUGGUUUCAGAUAUUGCUGGUGCUUGGCAGAGACUUGAACAAGCUGAGAAAGGGUAUGAAGAGUGGCUGCUGAAUGAAAUACGGAGACUGGAGAGACUUGAACACUUGGCUGAGAAAUUCAGGCAGAAGGCUUCCACUCACGAACAGUGGGCAUAUGGCAAAGAGCAGACCUUACUUCAGAAGGACUAUGAAUCUUCUACUCUGACAGAAGUCCGCGCUAUGUUAAGGAAACAUGAAGCUUUUGAAAGUGAUUUGGCUGCUCACCAGGACAGGGUGGAACAGAUCGCUGCCAUUGCCCAGGAGCUGAAUGAACUGGACUACCAUGAUGCUGCAAGUGUCAAUGAUAGAUGCCAAAAGAUAUGUGACCAAUGGGACAGCCUGGGAACACUUACUCAGAAAAGGAGAGAGGCACUGGAGAGGACAGAGAAAUUGCUUGAAACGAUUGAUCAGCUUCACCUGGAGUUUGCCAAAAGAGCUGCUCCUUUCAACAACUGGAUGGAAGGUGCUAUGGAAGACCUACAGGACAUGUUUAUUGUUCAUAGCAUAGAGGAAAUUCAGAGUUUAAUCUCUGCACAUGAUCAAUUCAAAGCUACUUUGCCAGAGGCAGAUGGUGAAAGGCAGGCCAUACUGUCAAUCCAGAAUGAAGUUGAAAAAGUUAUUCAGAGUUACAGCAUGAGAAUAAGUGCAAGCAAUCCUUACAGCACCAUUAGUGUGGAUGAAAUUCGUAACAAGUGGGAAAAGGUGAAGCAGCUGGUGCCUCAGAGGGAUCAAUCCUUGCAGGAGGAACUCGCCCGCCAGCACGCCAACGAGCGCCUGCGUCGCCAGUUUGCUGCUCAGGCCAAUGUCAUUGGGCCAUGGAUCCAGACCAAGAUGGAGGAAAUUGCCCGCAGCUCUAUUGAAAUGACAGGGCCUUUGGAGGACCAGAUGAAUCAGCUGAAGCAAUAUGAGCACAAUAUCAUCAAUUAUAAACACAACAUUGACAAACUGGAAGGAGAUCAUCAGCUUAUACAAGAAGCUCUGGUGUUUGACAACAAGCACACCAACUACACUAUGGAGCACAUCCGUGUUGGAUGGGAGCUCCUGCUUACCACCAUUGCUCGAACUAUCAAUGAGGUUGAAACUCAGAUCCUCACAAGAGAUGCCAAGGGUAUCACCCAGGAACAAAUGAAUGACUUCAGAGCAUCAUUCAAUCACUUUGACAGGAGGAAGAAUGGAUUGAUGGACCACGAUGAUUUCAGAGCUUGCUUAAUUUCAAUGGGUUAUGAUUUGGGUGAAGCUGAGUUUGCCCGAAUCAUGUCUCUGGUUGACCCCAACGGGCAAGGAACUGUGACUUUCCAGUCCUUCAUUGACUUCAUGACCAGAGAAACAGCAGACACUGACACGGCUGAACAAGUGAUAGCUUCCUUCAGAAUCCUGGCUUCAGAUAAGCCUUACAUCCUGGCAGAUGAGUUACGUCGAGAGCUGCCUCCUGAGCAGGCUCAGUACUGCAUCAAGAGAAUGCCUCCCUACACCGGCCCGGGCUCUGUUCCUGGGGCCCUGGAUUACACUUCUUUUUCAUCAGCACUGUAUGGAGAGAGCGACCUCUAAUUCUGUAAUUGGCCAUAUUCAUGGUAGACACUAAAAUUACCCACCUUAUUGCCCAGAUUGCUUCUCAAAAGCUUUGACAAGCUGAUUUAAAAAAAAAAGUUUUACAAACACAGUAGGUAUUGUCAGUGUUAAGCGCUGGUAACUAAAGUAAUUAGUGUAUAGGAAAUGUGUGGCACGCUAGGUUUCUGCUUUGUUGGUUUUAGGUUGUCUGUCCUAUACAAUGUUAUAAAAUAUAUAGAAAACCCACAAGAGAUUAACUAUGGAAAUAUCCAUUCAGAUAAUAGAAUGUAAAACCUAAGAACACUGAAACUCACAAAGUACUUCUCCAUUUUCAAAAUGUUUCUAUGCCAUAUGUGCUUCUUGUAGGAUGUUCAUAAAACCACAUUAGAAGUCAUGCUUUUUUCUUUCAUAGAGCAAUAUAAUUUUUCUCUAAAGAUUUCCAAUUUUGUAUGCUUCUGCUGAUGAAAUUUAAUUAAAUAGUAAAAUGAAGUUUUUCAGGGAAGAAAUAUAUCAGCCAAGUAAAAUACAAAAAUAAUCCAGAAUGCUGGUAUUGUCUCUUAAAGAUGGUUUUCUCUUAUCACAAAGAUUUGUAAUAUAGGGGGGGUGGGGAAGUUGAAAAGCUGAUUGAAUUGCAGGUGUAGAGUUCUCCAAACAGUACUUUUCUUUUAAGCCUUUAACUUCUACAGCUGAGGGAGUACAACUUUUGUAAUCAGAAAUAAUAAGGAAGCUAAUUUCAUGUGAGCUGUUUUGUUUUGAAACCCUCAUUCUUGUUUGUGUUGGGCAGUCUUUGUUUCUCAGUAUAAGGACACCAGUCCCUUGCUGUAUCAGUGGGCAACAUUCAUCUCUAUCCUGCACCAUCCAAAAUGCCAUCUGAGCAAAUGUAGUGUGAUUGUCUUGCAGCUUUAACUGUCCAGUAUUUAGAGUCUGUCUGGAUUGCAGGCAGUUCUGUCUGUAUAAUGCUCCUGUGCACUAGUUGUUGUACUGUUGUGUUGUUGUUUUUUUUCCAUCUUGAAAAAUGAUAGGAAAGUAAAAGCAGUAACUUUUAUACUUGAAUCCUACCGACACUGAGGAAAUGCAAUGUAAUCAAACAAAACUAUUUACACAUGGUGAAGUGAGCUGUCCAGCCCAGUGCUAUUAAAGCAAUGAUGUGCCUAUUCAAUAAAGUCUGCUUUUCAAAACCUUA